AUGGAGAGCGAGCGGCUACAGCGUGUGCUGGGUUGGGCGGACCCUCGACUGCUGGAGUUACUUCGGUAUCUGGGCUCGCAGAUGUUCGUCGACGGAACUUUCCGGUGCGUCCCGAGGUCGUUCUACCAGUGUGUCGUGUUAAUGGUGAGCGACGCAGCAAGUGGCGUGUUUGUGCCUUCCGUUUACACUCUUACGACUGGCAAAACCCAUCAACUAUACCAAAAGUUGAUGCGGUUCAUGAAUGACUGCACGGGUAGUCGCCUUCAACCUGGGAGUGUCGUCUGCGACUUCGAGGCAGCGCUGAUCGAUUCAGUGACCGACCAGUUUCCGCACGCCAGGGUCAUCGGAUGCUUGUUUCACUUCAAGCAAGUGAUCCGACGACGCAUGAUGAAGUUGCGUAUCCGACCCCAGGAGAUCUCGAUUGCGAUGGAAGUCGGCGUGUUGGACAUGCUAACCGUGAUCGUACCUGCUCAUGUCGAUCCCCACGGAAUCAACUAUGUCUCCGAGUUGAUUAUGUCUCGCUGCCGUACCGAAGAGAUUGAGUACUCGGCGGUUGAGUGGGAUCGUUUCUGGAAGUACUUUCGUCGCACAUGGAUCAACAUUUUUCCAGUCGAUGUGUGGAAUGUUUAUGGCAUGGAUUUGGGAGUGGUAAGCCGAACCAACAACCCCCUGGAGCGGUUCAACCGGGAACUCAAUGCAGCCAUCUGUGACGGGGUGUCGAUCCCUAAAUUCGGGUGA
Messenger RNA from Phytophthora sojae, 738 nucleotides. RefSeq lists its product as hypothetical. The transcript has a single exon. NCBI's taxonomy places the organism in Eukaryota, Oomycota, Peronosporomycetes, Peronosporales, Peronosporaceae. Bases 1 to 738 code for a protein of 245 amino acids. The record is from RefSeq and is a predicted model, not a curated record.